This is a messenger RNA of Macrosiphum euphorbiae (potato aphid), 282 nucleotides long. The record is from the annotation of a GenBank genome assembly. Lineage: Eukaryota; Metazoa; Arthropoda; Insecta; Hemiptera; Aphididae.
AUGUGGACGAAUCAUUACGGUCAGUCGCCGAAAUCGAUGAUUGGUCUGUUGGGCGAAAUCCGGUACCAGGGACUCAGCUAUAACCGCUCGUCACUAUAUCCAAUGGCGGAUGACUCGAACAGCAAUCAUCGUCACGCCACUGAAUCCCUAGUACCACUUGAGCAUAAUCUACGAUCGGCGAUGUCAGGCCACACUAUGCGGUAUCACCAAUGUGCGGUGAUACCGGAUAGGUCGUGUUCAACCACACCAUGCGUUUUGGCCGGAUGCGGCAGAAUAAAAUAA